CCGAUUACUACCGAACAUUUUACAUAAGUCGUCGGAGAAGAUCGGAUUAGUAUCCUAACCUGAAAAUGGCGGAUGCAUGCAAGAAAAAAGAUACUGAUUGCCAUGAGGACCAUGAGGACUGCAAAACGGUUGACAUUUUUGAGGCCUCACAAUGCGGGUUGGUGAACAAUAUUAUUAUUAUUAUUAUCUUCUUGAUUCUUUUUUCUUUCUGACAGAAAUUUUGAUCUUCUAGUGGGAUUGGUGAUAUGUAAGCUAAAUUAUGAAUGUUCCUUGUAAGCUUGUAAGAUCAGAGUUUAGGCAAAAUUUUUCGUAUAAAUCUUACAGUUUCCUGACUACCAUUCUUAGUCUUAUUCCUUUAGUAUCGGUCCCUUCACUCCCAAAUGUCGGAAGUGCAGCUGGUCAGGUUGAUCCGUUUGUUGAUUGCUGUCUAUAUUCCAUUUUUUAAAUUUAUUUCCACAUAAAAGACAUAUUCCUGUUAAAAAUGUUAUAGUAUCAUUUUCAUUAAUCUUAAAUUUAUUGAUGUGAACAUGAGCAAGGAGUGAGGGAAGGAUCGUUGAAGUUUAAUACUGGCUUGAAUUAAAAUAAUGUACCGUAAGUUAUCUUUAUGAAACAGGUGUCCUUUAAUUCUACCUUUUAGUCUCCGUCUAAUGAUCGUAGUCUCGGCCCCAGUUGUUCAAAAGGUAGAUAACGUAAUCCAGUGGUUUCAGUGGAUGACGCAGUUGGUUUUCCUAAUGUCUCUCCAUUGGANCCUGUUAAAAAUGUUAUAGUAUCAUUUUCAUUAAUCUUAAAUUUAUUGAUGUGAACAUGAGCAAGGAGUGAGGGAAGGAUCGUUGAAGUUUAAUACUGGCUUGAAUUAAAAUAAUGUACCGUAAGUUAUCUUUAUGAAACAGGUGUCCUUUAAUUCUACCUUUUAGUCUCCGUCUAAUGAUCGUAGUCUCGGCCCCAGUUGUUCAAAAGGUAGAUAACGUAAUCCAGUGGUUUCAGUGGAUGACGCAGUUGGUUUUCCUAAUGUCUCUCCAUUGGAUAGUGAUUUUAAAUGUAUCUGUUAGGUAGCACUAUCAAACAUUUGAACAACUGGGACCUUUGGGUUUACAAUAUUUUUUGGUCUGAAAGAGGGUCAGGAUUUGGAAAAGUGGGUGGCACAUCCCCAGCAAGAACAUCUCAGGAGUACCCCCCUGGUGGGGGCAGAUAAUACCCUCAGAGAUCUGCAUUGGGAGUACAUGUGUACCCCAACCACUUAUCCAUUACUGUUUUUUUUUUUGGGACCUCACAGGGACACCAAGAUGUGCAGAGAGCUUGUUGGCCAGCAUGGCGUAAAAAUUCUAAACACAUACGACAGCCAUGGACAUACCCCUUUACACUGGGCAGCCCUAGGGGGAUACAGUGAAUUGAUUAAGUUUUUUUUGAAUUGCGGAGUUGAUGUAAACAGACAAAGCCGAUCUGAUUAUGGACCAUACCCUAUUCACUGGGCGUGCGUUAAUGGACAUAUCUUGUGUGUAGAUCUUCUUAUUCAAAAUGGUGCAUCAAUAGACUGUACAGACAACAAAGGUUGUACGCCACUUAUUAUUUCGGCUCAGUAUGGCAAGGCAAUGCUGGCUGGAUACCUUAUAGGAAAAGGUGCAAAGAGUUUUUUCACAGAUCAUGAAGGAGAUAACGCUUUACAUUGGGCAUGUUUUAAAGGUGAGCACUUUUUGACUUUUUAUGGACACAGAAUGAAUUCUAGCCUGCACCACAGACAAAUCUUAACUGUGGUUGAGUUCGUGUGCACAACAGCACUGAAAUCCUUGUUCUGGGCCCCACCUCAGUGUACCAGGAUUUUAAUAUGUGCCAUCAGUGGCCUGUAAAAAAAACAGUGUGGAUUUGCGAACCAAGAUGAAAGAAAAUUUUUAAAAAACUUCCUGCAAUCUGUUGAGUCUGUAGGGGGCUCAGACAAAGAUGUCAGAACUACAUCAUAGACAUUACUGAUCGGGGUUUGAUUGUACAUCUGCAACACAGGCUAAAUGAAUUCUUGAGACAAAAAAUGUGGUGUUCACAUGAGAGUCUGAAGGAGACCUUGGCAGCAACCAUUCAUAGGCAAAAUCUCUCAGAAUAAAUAUUACUCUUUCAGUAUUUUGUGAAACUCUUUAACAGUAGAUAAGGAUGGGGAAGGUGCUUGUAAAACUGUUGAAAUCAUGUACUGACGACUAGCACAGAGGGUAACCAUGUAAAUCCUGAAAAUCGAAAGUAAAUUGUUCAUUUAUAAGCAUUAUUGGCAUCUUUCAUCAUCCAGGGUGCAUUUCCACUUAACACUGAUUGUAAGGGUACAUAAGUGUUCUGAUUUAGAACUGUAAUGUUAAUAAUUUUCAGUUGUGAAUCAGGGUGCCCUCACCAUUCCCCCCCAACCUUACCUAUCUAAAUAGGCUGUUGGUAAUGUUUUGUGGUACAUGCACUUGGCUUUACCACAAAAGAAAUUGCCCGGGAACUCAUUCUACGUCAUAUAACUGGUAGAUAAAAAAUUUGUACUAAAUUUUACCUCUUAAUUGUAUGUAGUUUAUUUAAUCAGUAGCUUUUUCAAAUUUCCACACAGUUUAGGGUUAAAGGGAAAAUGUGUGAAAGACUAGAAAGGUGGGAAUUAUUACCAAGGAAAGAUACUUCUCAACCAUGUAAAAGUUUGGACCCCCUUAUCACAAAUUCCCUGAUCUGCAACUGAUUACAUGUUAAUUGAAGUCAAGGGCAAGUUUGUAGCUGUAGUAUUGUGAAAGUACAUGUCUGUAUAUCUUAUUAGGAUGAAACCUCUCUUGAUAGGCCAUAGUGAAGUUGUGCAGUUAUUGCUGUAUUCUGGGUUUGAUCCGAAGCAGAAAGAUAGGUUUGGACAGGUUUGUUGUAAAACUUUACUGUGUAAUAAUUUUGCUUUAUGUUAAUUGAGUAGUGUGCUCAAGAUCUCAUUGUAGCAGAUAUUCUCAAAGUGAUUUACUGCAUACAUGACUAUGUAUUACUAGAUUCAUUUAACUAUUUUUUGCUGAUUGUCAUAAAUCCUCAUAUCAUACGCAGCCUCAUUCAGUAAGUUAAAGUAUAGCGGUACAUUUUUUUUCUAGGUGAAAAUACAGGAAAUAUUGACCACCUGCCUGACUUUGCUAUUCUUCUACUCUAAAUUACAUGACAAUGUCAUAGCUUGAGCUUUCUUACCUCAUAUUAAGCAAGCACAUUAUAUUCACUUAAUAUUGAGAUAUGUCACAAAACAGCAGAAAUUGUUUAUGGUCCCAGCUUUGUAAUACCUUAUUACAUGAAAUUUUUGGCGACAUGUUAAUUUCGCGAUUUUAUGAUGCACCUGUUUCGCCACACUUAAAUUUUGCGAUUUUGCAAAAUUUUUUGUACUUUGAAUCACUUUAAUUUCGCGAUCUUUAGUAAGACGCUAUUUAUUUAACUUAUCCUUGAAGCAAAUAGAACAACUUCAUUUACAAUAACGUCAAAAUUUAUAACAAGAGAUGCAGCUCGACGGGUGUAUAUGAGAACAGUUACAACAAAGUUCUAACAAUUUCCACAAGAAUUUUACGCUUGUUAGUUAGUUUUAGUCAAUUGACAAUGAUCUCCAUAGUCAUUUGCAUAAAUUUGUCCUUUCUUCAUUAUUCGCUAUUAUUGAUAUCUUGUCAUUCACUUAAUUUUCCUGUCAUGUUAUGUUCGCAACACUUAUUGUUCACAUCACUUAAAUUUUGCAGUUUUAAAAAAAUUGCAUAAUUCACAAAAUUAAAGUGUUGUGAAAAUUUCAAGUAAUAAGGUACAGUUGAACCUCAAUGUGCAACCAUCUCUCUUAAGUAACCAUGUCUCGUAAGUAUUCACCUAUCAAAAACACUAAAAUUUUCCCAGUCAAAUCCCUAUUAUUAAAACCUCUUGUAAACAAUCACCUCUCAUAAGCGACUGUGACUGAUGGCCCAACGUUUUUGUUUUCUAUUGUUUUUAACCUCUUGUAAGCAACCACUUGAUGUGUUAUAUGGCCUCUGUUCACUGUAUGUACUUCCCUUCUCAGAUUAUAACAACAGAUUGAGAGAUUUGUAGUGUAUUAAAAUAGAUAUUUAGCUUGUUUAUGUUAACUGGAAGUAUACAUAUUAGACAUCCCACAAUGCCAUGCUUGCUUGGUUGUGAGUGUUGUGCAGACCAGAGAAGCAUGUUGGAUGCAUGUUUGGUUUUUGUUGAAAUCUUGUAGCAUUGUAGUGAUAAAGCAUUGAAUGGACAGGGCUUCUGAUAUUUCGCGCGGUCGCGGACCCGCGAAAUUCAGGUAUUUCCGCGAAAUCCCGCGAAAAUUCCCAAAAAAACUCGAAAUACCGCGAAAUCUGCCAGAAAUAUUUCCAAAUACAUGUCGGCAAAACAUAUUUUAUACUUAUCUUGGCUAUAAGACCUGUUUUAUUCACCCCAAACGUCCAAAUUUAUCUUGAAACUUCGUCAGUGCAACGAGUAAAAAACGUCUCAAAACAACCAGGCAUUCUUAGAUGAACGUUGCAAAAAACUGGGCACUAACCAUAAUGUUAACGGCUUUAGCAUUCGCUCAUUUCUUGAGCGAACUGUUGUUGAAAGAGCAAAUGAUUAUCCCUGUUAAAAAAAGUUAAACAAUGCUGGUCAUAUCGACACAAAAUUGAUCGAUUUUAGUGAAAUUUGCCAAAACAAAUCCAGCAAAAUCGGCUGUUUUUUACUGAUUGUUGCUUGGCGAAGUUUCCCCCCAAAUUUCCCGUGAAAUCGGCUGAUUUUUCUAAGAAUUUACCCCGAAAAUCCUUCGAAAUUUGACUUUUUUCCGCUAAAAUCCCGCGAAAUCGGCCGAUUUUUUUGUGAAUUUUGACUUUUCUCCCGCGAAAAUCCCGCGAAAUCGGCCGAUUUUUCCGCGAAUUUUGACUUUUUUUCCUGCGAAAAUCCCGCGAAAUCAGCUGAUUUUUCUGCAAAUUUACCCCUGAAAAAUCCCGCGAAAUUUUGCGUUUUUUUCCGCGAAAUAUCAGAAGCCCUGAAUGGAAUUUAACAAGAUUGACAGUGAUCUGUCACUUUUAUGGCUAAUGGGAAACUUUUCUUUGACUGUUAGUUACUUCUGUAAAAAAGAUAAAAGUUCAAUGCCAGUUUUGUUCCUAAGAGUUGUUUUGGAGCCUUUUUAUCUGCUUUAUGUGCUAUUUUGAAAAAUUCUCAACUUGAAUCUGACUUUUGCCAUUAGCCAUAAGCAUGACUCUAAAUCUUUCUGAUGACAACAUGGAACUAUACUUGUACCGAUAACUUAGAAAUUGCAUGCAAUAAAUUAUUUUCUAAAAAAGAGAUGUUUCGGGGCCUCCCUCUUGAUUCUCGUAAACAACCACCUCUUCGCAUUUUGUUGUGGUCCCUUAUGGAAGUUUGACUGAAUUAUUGAUGUCCAUAUUUUGUGUGAAUUUGUUAUCCAACUCUUGGCGAUCGUGCAUUCCAUUCAGCUGCACCUUAUCUCUGGAAUACAUUACCUUCGGCAAUUCGCAACAUGAAGACAUUGGACACUUUUAAGACUGCUGUUAAAACUCAUUUUUUCAAUUUAGCUUUUAAAUAGAUUUAAUUGUUGGCCUUUAUAAUAGGGUUUUAUUAUUAUUAUUAUUAUUUAUUUAUUUAUUUAUUUAUUUUUUAUUUAUAGUUUUUAAUACUUUUUAUUGUAGUUUUUAAUAGUUUCUCAUGCUUUAGUCACCUUUGAUAUAAAUUUAAUAUAACAAUAUUGUAAGCGCAACUGAAUAUAUUCAUAAUAGAGGUUUCCACUAUAUAAAUGUAAAUUAUUAUUAUUCUUAUAUUUUUGGUACAGACACCUCUUCAUCUGGCAUGUCUUAGUGGGGACCUAACCACGGUUGAACAUAUAGUUGAUAUGGUAGGCACUGAAUACUUACUUCAGCUUCAUGGUCCUCAAAAAAAACCUGUACGUGUUAUUCUGAGGCAUCCUUUUUUUAAAUACUCUUGGCAAUUAAAAAUCUUUUGAAACGGUUGUGUGGGGUGCUUGCUAGUUUCCACAAACCACCUAGGGGGAAAUCUUGUGCACAAAUUACAAAAAUCUAUAGAAUUUGAUUUGGUGGGAGAACUAUAUAUAUAAGUAUAUCCAAAUCUGCUAAACAGACUGAUAAGAGUAGAAAAGUUGCAUUGCAUCAAAUCACAGCCCAUAUUAUUUCUGAAGCUUCCCAAACGUAAUGGGCAUGAAGCAUUUGAUUUUCCAAUUGAAAUUUCCCAUUUUUCCGGCAGGUAAAUGGUAAGUAUCCAUGUUAUCUUUAUGGAGAAGUGAGAUUUUUGUGUCAAUUUAGGGUUUGACAAAAGUCCCAUUCAGUCAGCUGGGACAAGUAGAAUUCUUUACUUUCUGUACUCAAUUUUGUGAUGGGAAAGGGCCUGGGAAAGUUGUCUUCACAUACUAAAGUAAGCUUAGACAAGGGCUCAACUGCCUUUGGUAAGCAAUUCAAACCCUUGGAAUGUUCAUACUUUGUUCUGCCGUUAUUGUCUCAUGCUACAUGUAAUUUUUAUGUAAUGGAUAUCAAAGUUAAUCAACCUUUUUCAUCAUUCAUCUUUCCAUUAUACUUUUUUCCAUUACUUCUCAUAUUCACUUAUGUGCUCUCUGUGUACAUUUUUUUCUAGGAUGUAGCAUUAGAUGCCGUUGACAGUAAUAACAGAACUCCUUUGCGGCUGGCAAUGGGGAGAGAAUACAAAGAAAUUGUAUAUUUUCUACAAGGAAAACUCAACCGUAUUGUAUCCUGUAAAUUGAGGUGUGUUUCUUUUGUUAUUAAUGUAUACACCUUAUUCAAUGGUUUAGCAUAUAAUAUGUGCGGAUAUUUUGCGAGUAGUGUAGUAGUAAUACAAGCAAUGAGCAAAAUGUCUGCUUGUGUCAUAUGCUAAACCAUAGAAUAAGAGGUUUAUUAUUCCACUACAAAAAAAAUUGGUUAUUUUGCGAUUGGCUUGUUUUUUUUUGUAAGAGUAUUCAGAAACAAUCUGAUUCCGUCUGUGAGAAUGACGUUAACAAUGAGCAAAAUGUUUGCACGUUAGUAUAUGCCAAACCAUUGAAUGAGAGGUAAAUUAUUCUACUGCAAAGAAAGUGUUAUUUUGGCUUCUAUUUUCUAUUUUAUUAUCGUGUGCCGGUUCAUCCAGUUCAGCCAUAGUUGCUCCUUUUGCAUCUGCCGGUAUUCGCCCUGUUGUAAACCGGUUAAACCAGGACACUACAGUGUAUUACGGUCUCGUAUUUUGCACAUUCUGUUGUCCUUAUAUGGUAAAAUGACAUAAUAGUGGAACAAUAAUGUUAGUUAUGGACUGGAGACAGAACUGCUGGAGCAGAAUCGUACAAGCAUGCACUAAUUUAAAUUAUUAUAUGGCUACAAUAGUAUGCAUGCUCUGAUUAGCUGUUUUCUUGUAAUGACCAGGCAUUACCAGCUAGGUGUCCAAGGCACAUAAAAUCUGUGUUUAACUUGAUAUUGGACAUCUUUAUGGACAUCCAUGUUAUGGUCAAUUGUUGACAGCUGUCGAAAAGGUCAUCUGCUGACCAGUGUCAUCUGACUGUAUUUAUUUAUUUAUUUAGUCACUCACAAAACCUUAUACAACAUGAACAAAAGGUGUUAAUUAAAUUGUAAAAUUAAUGUGACAGGGAAGCCUAACGAAGCUUGAAGUUUACAUUAAUAGGCUUCCUUCAACUACCUAGUGAACUAAAUUCAUGGCUGAGUGCAGAGUGAGCAAGAUCAGAAAAUUAAACAACAGAUCGGCUAUCAGUGACAUAAUUCUUUAAAUUUUUUUAAAAACAAAUAUAGAAGGAGAGCUAAUUAGUGAAACAGGCAACAAAUACCAGAUUUUAGGUCCUCGGUAAAGGAUACUGAAUUGCUUUAUAUUUGUUCUAGGCUGCAAUUUUUCCUCAAAAUUGUUUUUUAAUGCCCGAAUAGCCUGUGUACAGCCACCUCCUCCCCUAAAAAAAUCCCUUUUCCCAAUUGCUUUUGAGGGGAAGUGGCAGCUGUACACAGGCUAGGCCCAUAGUGCUGUCAUGAGAUGUUUACAUGAAGUGCACAAGUAUAACAUGCCUAUAGAGCACGUGAUGCAAGAGCAAACAAAAUUUUUUGUGUCUCUUCCCAGUCUCACACUUUGUUUUCACCCUAACUCUAGAACUUUCGUAUGCCCACUCUUGACUUGCGCAAAAAAACAGGUUAUCCUCUUCUCGAAAACCAACAUUUCAACAUUCCACUUUGAUCAGGGAGAUGGAUACUGUUAGACAAAAAAACCACUAACUGGAUGUGCUGCAGCUUAAUAAUUGUUUAUUAGUUAUUAUGUUUAAUGUUAGUUUUCUGAAUAUAUUUAUUUAUCUAUUCUUUGCUUUCAAUAUCCAGGGACAUCGUAUUUGGCCCGCCUGGGAGAUCGAAGGCAGCAAUCUUAUUCUACUUUUGUAACCUGUUUCUCUGGGGUUAUCCUGUUUAUUUCUACUGGGUGAGUAUUUUUAAUUUUGUUAUAUUUUUACAACCAUGGAGAAGAAUUUUCACUGUACCUAAAUCUAAUAAAUUCAGGUAUAUCUCCGUAAUCACUGAUAUCAUCACAAUUAUAAUGAUGAGGUUUAUUUGUAAGAAGUCACUUUUAAAAAGCGAUUUGACAAACAGUUAAGAAUACUAAGAAAAGUUACCAUGCUGUGGAGUAUGCAUCUGGGCGUUAAAAAUUUAUAUACAGCGUCAUCACUAUUUUCAUUACACGUAUUAGGAAUGCGAGAGAGAAUGAAUGCAAUGAGAAUGUGAUGUAGUUUUAGUGACAACAUGAAGCUACACCUAUCGUAACACAGAAAUUGCAUGCAAUGAAUUCUCUUCCAAAAUAUAGAUGCACGGUCCUCUUUUAGGAAGGGACCCUCUAUAUUUCGAUUUUUAAGCAACCAAUAAAUCUUCACAUUUUCAGAUAGUGGAGAGUGGCGCAAAAUUGAGAGAAAAGGAAAAAUGCAGACGAACUACCCCCACCCCCUUGUUUUUUCCUGCUCGCUUUCCUUUGCACCUUCCCGACUUUAGAACGCCGGGAACAGGCGACACUCUGGGUGGUCGCUUAAUUUAGAUUAUGUAGAUUUUCCAUGAACAAAUAUACCAUUUGUUUUAAUAUCCCAGGUUUUGCCAGAGACGUGGAGUUACACACCUUCUGCUCAUUACCUGUUUAUUACUUUCAAUGUUUUUAUGUGGAUUUCACUGUAUUAUGCCAACUCGAGAAAUCCGGGAUUUAUCCCGUGUAACAGUCCAGAUUACGAUAUGGCGUUAAAGCAAGUACGUAUGCCAUUUCUAACCAUAAUUGGUUUGGAGCGUUUGGAGCACGUUUUGCUGAAGAGUUAAUACCACAUGAUGUGUACAUUUUGUAUCUGUUAAUGUGCGUGACAUAAGCUAGUCUCUAGUCCCUCACACAGCGGUCUUUGUCUAGUCACGCAACGCUCCUCCCCAAGAAGUGGGUGACGAGACAAAAACGGCUGCGUGGGUGACUAGCUAGUCUCGUACAGUAACGUUUUUUGUCUUGUACAGCGGCCGUUUUUCGUGUCGUCGCGUCUCGCAGUCCGAGCGUUGCGUGACGACACAAAAAACAGUACCUUGGGUUUCAAAGGUUUUUUUCUUUCCGUCUCGAGAGUGUUAGCAAACCAUUAGCAUGGUUUAUUUCAUCCUAGGUAUUUUGAGAACGGACCUCUGGAACUAGGGUAAAAAAAAACAGCUGCAUUGGAGAAUAAGCAAAAGCCCAUAGAAUGGCAUUUUCCCUUUUUUGGAGGGGGCGGGGAAUCGCUUUUAUGUGUCGUGUGUUAAGAUUUUUUGUGUUCAACCUCACCGUUAGAAAGAGCUUGUUUUGCGUUCCGUUUCUUCUACUGUAUUGAUAAGUGUAAUUUUCGUACGCAGGUUCCGUUCUUCGAAGAGUGGCAGGUGAAGACUGGACAAAACCCUCUGGAAAAUCUCUGUCACACGUGUAGACUGGUGCGACCCCUGCGCGCAAAGCAUUGUAGGAUAUGUAACCGAUGCGUGAAGCAUUUUGACCAUCACUGUCCCUACAUAAAUAACUGCGUUGGUCUCUAUAACAGGUAUACAGUGUGUCUUUUCACGGUUGGGUGAGGGAGGAUGUAAGAAGCGUCACCUGAAUGAAACACCGUGCGGUUUGCAGAAGAGGAAAAUAUUACAUUUACCGUAUUUAUUCGAAUUAGCGCCCACCUCGAAUAAGCGCCCAUCCUCAAGGCGGAAAAAGUUAAUAAGCGCCCACCUCACCUCCCUCCCACUCCCACUCAGACUCAAAUAAGCGCCCACCCACUUCCCCCUACCACCCCAAGAAAAGGAAUAAGUACUAAUGAGAGACUUCCCGAAGAUGGAGUUUUCUUCAGAGUGUUUUGCAGAAACCUUGCUUUGUUACAUCUUCGCGUUUUGUUAUUACCAUUUACUAUUUUGUUGCAAAAUAUACAUACUACGAGAGGUUGGUUUAGAGGUUGUAAUUAAACGGAAGUCUAAUUCCUGGGACGUCCGCACAUUUUUUGUCGAUUGUUUGAAACGUCAUCAAGUCCAAGCGCGACUGCGUUAAAGCAAACAUGCAGAUUAUUGUAAUGGCGGCUGUUGAAUUCUCUCGUGACAACAUUGAAUGAAGGUUUGCGGGCCUCUUCGGAAAAUAAAUUAGUUGGUCUAAAAAUGACUUUGGUGAUAUUCACAUAUACCAAGGGCUAUACUGGGCGUUACCCUCUCUAUCUCAUGAAAAUAGCAACGGAAAAAAAGAAACAUGAGAGUUUUGCGGCUGAAAGCCGCUUCUUUUCUUUCCUGUUUUCAUGAUAUGUUCAUUAUAGUUGAUCCUAAUCCAUUUGAGCUCAUUAAUUUAAUGCUCAAGAUGUUGUGAAGAUAUAAGUCAGUAUGAAUGUAACAAGAUGAAAGUGUACUACAGAUGAUAUUUGUUGACCUUGCAGUGACGUUAACAAUAAAACCAGCGUAAUGUGUGUUCUUUUCAGAGGGCCGUUCUUGAUAUUUGUAGCGUGCGUGGCAGCUUGCAGUAUAAUGACGGUGUACUUUGCCAUCAUUUUGCUUCGUUUGGGUGGAUUCAGCUGGAUAUAUAGUAUUGGAUUGCUUCAAUUUAUUGUGGUGUCCGCUCUCAUGUCAGCUCUGUUUAUCUUUAUUGUAAGUAAAACCCUUUUGUUGUUGAUACAUAAAUAACUCCAUUUAGUCACUCUUGGUUUCCUGUUGGCCACGCCUAUAAGAUGUCCCCGUUCCCCGCCGUCCUAAGUUUUGCAAACGCUGGUCGCUCUGAUAAAGGUCUGUGUAUGUUUUAAACAGCAGAUAACAGGAUGUGCCGUUGACUCUUCCAUCAGACACCUGUCUAAGCCAGAGUGUCAUAACAAUUAAAAUUAUGCAAAUUUCCGUUGAAUGGUAAAAAUAAAUGGAAGAUAAAUAGUUCAGUUAAAGAAUAAAGACGUAACACAUUUGUUUUCACAGAAGAAAGAAAUACUUGCGUCAUUUUCCAAACAACAAGAAGAAGAAGAAGAAUUGUGUCGCUCGAGCAAUGUCAAACAAAAUUUCAUUUAUGGAUAAGGCGUUAUUUCCUGUUUUCUUUCUGCCCAACAAUGACUUUCUUUUUGAUAGGUAAAUCAAAUUUCUAUCAACCUUACUACCAACGAAAGAAUCAACAAGAAGCGAUAUGUGUACCUCAGAGGACCAUCCGGAAUAUUUCUUAAUCCUUUUGACAGGGGCUGUCUUAAGAACUGGCUAGAGUAUUUUCAUUGGGUUGAACCUUAUGACAAGAAACCCAACCUUAUGUACAAUGUCUGA
Porites evermanni is the source of this 11714-nucleotide messenger RNA. NCBI's taxonomy places the organism in Eukaryota, Metazoa, Cnidaria, Anthozoa, Scleractinia, Poritidae. The record is from the annotation of a GenBank genome assembly.